Carlito syrichta (Philippine tarsier) is the source of this 1700-nucleotide messenger RNA. RefSeq names its product WD repeat domain, phosphoinositide interacting 1 (gene WIPI1). Gene Ontology annotation, biological process: autophagy of mitochondrion; protein localization to phagophore assembly site; nucleophagy. The transcript has 12 exons. Gene Ontology annotation, molecular function: phosphatidylinositol-3,5-bisphosphate binding; protein binding; phosphatidylinositol-3-phosphate binding. The record is from RefSeq and is a predicted model, not a curated record. Bases 164 to 1228 code for a protein of 354 amino acids. Lineage: Eukaryota; Metazoa; Chordata; Mammalia; Primates; Tarsiidae. Gene Ontology annotation, cellular component: cytosol; phagophore assembly site membrane; extrinsic component of membrane.
CCUGGCGAUUGGAACCAAGGCCGGGUAUAAGCUGUUUUCUCUGAGUUCCGUGGAGCAGCUGGACCAGGUCCACGGAAGCAAUGAGAUCCCCGACGUCCACAUCGUGGAGCGCCUGUUCUCCAGCAGCCUGGUGGUGGUGGUGAGCCAUGCCAAGCCGCGGCAGAUGAACGUGUACCACUUCAAGAAGGGCACGGAGAUCUGUAACUACAGCUACUCCAGCAGCAUCCUGUCCAUCAAGCUGAACCGGCAAAGGCUGCUGGUCUGCCUGGAGGAGUCUAUCUACAUCCACAACAUCAAGGACAUGAAGCUGCUGAAGACCCUCCCGGACGUUCCUGCGAACCCCACAGGUCUGUGUGCCCUCUCCAUCAACCAUUCCAACUCCUACUUGGCCUAUCCCGGAAGCCUGACCACAGGCGAGAUUGUGCUUUACGACGGGAACUCGCUGGGGACCCUGGCCGCCCUCGCCUUCAACGCCUCGGGCUCCAGGCUCGCCAGCGCCUCGGGAAAAGGCACAGUCAUCCGGGUGUUCUCUGUACCUGAUGGACAAAAGCUCUAUGAAUUCCGAAGAGGAAUGAAGAGGUAUGUGACAAUCAGCUCUCUCGUAUUCAGCAUGGACUCGCAGUUCCUCUGCACGUCCAGCAACACCGAGACGGUGCACAUCUUCAAGCUGGAGCAGGUCACCAACAGUCGCCCGGAGGAGCCUUCGACCUGGAGUGGCUACAUGGGAAAGAUGUUCAUGGCCGCCACCAACUACCUCCCCGCCCAGGUGUCUGACAUGAUGCACCAGGACAGAGCAUUUGCCACGGGACGCUUGGGCUUCUCCGGACAGAGGAACAUCUGCACCCUCUCAACGAUCCAGAAGCUGCCCAGGCUGCUGGUGGCAUCAUCCGACGGACACCUGUACAUCUACAAUCUGGACCCUCAGGACGGGGGAGAGUGCGUCUUAGUCAAGACCCACAGCCUGCUGGGCUCAGGAACGGCAGAAGAGAAUAAAGAAAAUGACCUCAGGCCGCCCUUACCUCAGUCGUACGCAGCAACUGUCGCCAGGCCAAGCCCGUCUUCUGCCUCCACGGUGCCAGGUUACUCUGAGGACGGCGGGGCGCUGCGAGGAGAGGUCAUUCCGGAGCACGAGUUUGCGGCCGGGCCGGUGUGUCUGGAGGACGAGAACGAGUUCCCCCCUAUAAUCUUGAGCCGUGGAAAUCAGAAGGGCAAGGCGAAGCAGUCAUGAUGGGAAGCACCCCCGAGAGCAGGACAGCCCUGCAGGUGGUUUUGGCGAGACCAGGAAGGUGGAAGAGCGGAGUGCAGAACGGUGUGAGCGAGAGGGGCAGGCAUCCCGGGUGCUGCCGCUGACCCCGCAGGACACGGCUGGCUCCUCUCCGGGCUCCCUCGGCCCCGGCGGCCAGCGGCGGGGGCCGUUUGCACGUUGUGCCGUUUCAGUACGUCCAAGCCAUCAAGUAAAUGCUCACUAGCCCUAUGGGUGUAUCACCGAACGUUGCUAUUGAAAAGGGUAUCCUUCUGAAAUAUAUGCCGUGUCAAAAUGUACUUAUAGGAAAGCCUCUCUGAACCGUAUUCCUUGUAUAUUGCGUACGUAUGCAGAGACUAUUUUAGCCCGGCAAAGUAUUUUUUGCAGUGAUUGGAAUAAAUCAUUUAUUACUUGGGAGUCCCACUUUGGACACUACUAAUAAAUUCAUGGCAAGACA